AUGAUCAAGACCAUCUCCGCACGGGAAUUGCGCCGGCACUGGGUCAAUCGCGAUGAAAUUGCCCUCCUCGACGUUCGGGAAGAAGGUCCAUAUGCAGAAGCCCAUCCUCUGUUUGCGCUGAGCGUGCCGGUAUCAGAAAUUGAGAAGAAACUUCCUUCCUUGGUCCCUAGGCUAUCUGCCCCGAUCGUCGUCUACGAUAAUGGCGAAGGUUACGUCGAUCGGGCUGCAGCCCAGGUAUUAGCCUUGGGGUAUCGAGAUGUUGCGAUGCUGGAAGGCGGGCUUUCUGCAUAUGCUCUUGUUGGCGAGGUCUACCGAGACGUCAACGUGCCGUCCAAAGCAUUCGGUGAGCUGGUUGAAUCUAUCAAUCACACGCCAUCAUUGUCGGCACGCGAAGUCAAGAAAAUUCUGGAGAGUGAGAGUGAUGUGGCGAUCUUGGAUGCUCGACGCUUCGAAGAGUAUAACACGAUGAGUAUUCCCCGUGGCCGCAGCUGUCCUGGAGGGGAGCUGCUUUAUCGCGUCCUUGACGCAGUCCCGUCUCCAGAGACAACCAUCGUGGUGAACUGCGCUGGCCGGACGCGGAGUAUUGUUGGGACGCAGUCUUUGAUCAACUCCCAAAUUCCCAAUAAAGUGGUCGCGCUUCGAAAUGGAACCAUCGGGUGGACAUUGGAAGGCCUGGAGCUCGAUACUCAAAGGAUGGAGCGGGUUCCACAGCCUUCACUAGGCGCAUUGCAGAGGGCACGAGAAUAUGCUGUGUCCUGGGCCGACUAUGUUGGCGUGCCUCUGAUUGAAAGUGCACAGCUUGGUCGAUUCAUUAAGGAGUCGGAAUAUCGGACUCUUUAUCUGCUGGAUGUUAGGGACCCUGAAGAGUAUACGCUUGAUCAUCCUGCGGGGUUCACAAAUGCUCCAGGCGGUCAAUUGGUUCAAGCAACUGACGAAUGGGUCGGUGUUCGAGGAGCUCGCAUUGUUUUAUAUGACAAUGAUGGCGUACGAGCACGCAUGACAGCAAGCUGGCUCGUGCAGCUCGGAUGGGAGGUGUAUGUCCUCCGGGAGUCAUCCGUUAUACCUGAUAGUCUCCCGGUGCCUAAAGGUCUAUCAUGGCGUUAUCCAAGAACUGGUGCGAUUUCAGUCGAGAAUCUCCGAAUUCUCAAAGAAGCGACGAUUGUCGAUCUUGCCCGCAGUCCGUCUUAUUGCAAAGGACAUAUUCCUGGUGCAUGGUUUGCUUCCGGACCCGAACUCGCCCGGGAUUUGAGGACUGUCGGCGGCGACGGCCCAAUCGUGCUGACCUCUCCUGAUGGCGAGAUUGCUGCCAUGAACCUUGAGCAUGUGCAGGCUUCCACUUCGCGACAAAUUUUGUAUUUGGUGGGCGGAACAGCAGCCUGGGCGGCCACCGGCGAACCCUUGGAGACUGACUCACGGUGGCUUUCUCAGCCCAUUGACGUGUAUAAAAGGCCAUAUGAGGGCACAACCAACGCUCGCAAGGACAUGCAAGGAUAUCUUGACUGGGAGUAUGGCCUUGUUGCGCAAUUAGCGAACGACAGUGUGAGUUGUUUUCAUGUUGUACGUGACCGGCGUAGAGAGGCUAUUUAA
Messenger RNA from Penicillium daleae, 1587 nucleotides. RefSeq lists its product as uncharacterized. The coding region runs from base 1 to 1587 and encodes 528 amino acids. NCBI's taxonomy places the organism in Eukaryota, Fungi, Ascomycota, Eurotiomycetes, Eurotiales, Aspergillaceae. The transcript has a single exon. Gene Ontology annotation, molecular function: thiosulfate-cyanide sulfurtransferase activity. The record is from RefSeq and is a predicted model, not a curated record.